Lineus longissimus is the source of this 2771-nucleotide messenger RNA. Its product is annotated as nicotinamide N-methyltransferase-like. The transcript is spliced from 3 exons. NCBI's taxonomy places the organism in Eukaryota, Metazoa, Nemertea, Pilidiophora, Heteronemertea, Lineidae. The record is from RefSeq and is a predicted model, not a curated record. Bases 139 to 954 code for a protein of 271 amino acids. Gene Ontology annotation, molecular function: N-methyltransferase activity. Gene Ontology annotation, cellular component: cytosol.
CGUCCGUGUUUGCAUGAAUAGCGUAGAAGCGCACCGAUCUGUAAACGCAGAAAACCUGGUGCAGGACCCCAGAACGACAGGUCGGAGAGGUUAGCUGCUUUCUGCGCCCUUAGGCACUUUGCACCAUUGCUUCUUAUCAUGGCUAACGAUCCAGCUUCCGAAUCACUUGAGACGGCAACAUUAUCUGGAGUCGACUACAAAACUCAUUUCGACCCCAAAAUCUAUUUGGAGAAUUAUCACAAGCAGGAAAGCCGGUUCUACGACAAGAUGUUAGAUAUGCUUCAUAAGCUCGUGGCUGCGGGAGAAAUUCGUGAUGGUAGCAGACUCCUUGAUGUAGGGUCUGGCCCGAGUAUCUAUUCUGUCAUUUCCGCUGGAAGUCGAUGUUCAGAUAUCAUCUGCUCGGAUUAUGCAACGCAAAGUUUGGAUGAAAUCCUAAAAUGGGUGAAUAGUGACCAUGAUGCCCACAACUGGCAACGAUACUUUGAAUAUGUGUGCAAACUAGAAGGGAAAAGCGAUGAAUGGAAACUAAGACAAGACCACAUCCGGCAAGCAAUCAAACGGGUCGUACCAUGUGAUGUUCACCAAGAGAACCCAUUGGCUCCGUUGGUCUUGGAACCCUUCGACGUGAUCACAUCCAGCCUCUGUUUGGAGGCAGCGUGUUGUGACGAAUCAGCAUAUAGGAGUGCUGUUAAACACGUGACCUCACUUCUCAAGCCGGGGGGAAAAUUAUUCAUGGCCGGGGUUCAGGGUGAAACGUUCUACUAUGUCGGUAAGAAGAAGUUCAACACCUUUCCAUUGAGCAACGAGAUAAUAGAAAGUGCAUUUGCCAAAGUAGGCCUGACCAAUUUACAAUGGUACAAUGAGACUAGUGACAUUAAGGAAAAUGCCAUCGAGGGUCGCUCAAAUGAUUUUUCUGGAUUGUUUGCGGUCAGUGCCACACGAAUCAGUGGAUGAUGCGCGAACCGUGAACCUCACACUGAAGUUCAGCUACCAGCUAUAAACAUGGUCCUCGUAUAUGGAUCGAACAGUGUAGAUGGACAUCCAGCUAACAGCUCCUCAAUGUAAAGAGGCUAUGCAUGGUUUUCAAACUUUUUUUCAUUUGUGGUUCUAGCGUUUGUUGUAUUAAAUUCAGAUUGGUGAUUGAAGUAUACCCUCCUUUUGGACUGCUAUUCAUUUUUUGUUUGAAGGCAAAUUCAGUAAGGUGAGCCGUCAAAUUGUCGGCCGAUAGCUGUCAUUGUGGUAUCAUGAGCAACGUAUCAGAAGUAGGUUUUGCAAUACACACGCAUUGCAUUAGCCCAAAGUACACUACAUAGACCUUCCAUUCCUGCACAACAAGGCUGCACCCAAGGAGAUAUGUUUAGGUUUUCGAAGUGAUUGCAUUUCUUUUUUCAGCGUUUGAACGAAUUGGUGUGUACAUGUAUGCUUUGAUUUCUCGCGGACGCCAAACUUUUUUCGAUCAAACGCUGAAAUAGCUUUGAUAAGGGCACCUCUAUCCAAACUAAACUGCGAGAACAUUACAUUGCCUCUCGACACAAGGCCCAUGCUAAUGAUAGCAAGACGAGGGCUGCAUUAGGAUACAACAUUCGUUUGAAACUCAAAAACUGCUCCGUACCUCAAAACAAUUAGAAUCCCCUUUUGGACUGUGGCCUGAAUUCAUUCACUGAGGUUUAGUUGUGUAGCCUUGAGACAGUGAUUCUCCAGGGCCUGGUAAGAAGUACAUGUUUAUAAUGCUACCAGCAGUAACCCGCAGUCUCGUAAAUUAACUGAUGAAGUGAUGAUUAUUUCACAAAAUCCUCCAUUGUCAAAACGAGGCUAAUACAUCAUCCAAUGAAACAUUGUAAACAGGGUGUUUUUACACUUUUAUACACUGGUAGACUAAAAUGAUCGCAUGGAACCUGUUCAAUGUGUUCAUCGGGCUUCCGCUUUCGGCUGAGGUUUUUUAUCACCGUUGGGCGAAGCAAAUGCAGGCUAGAUAGCCUGUAUUAAUAUCGCCUCUUUGACUUUUUUCAUACCUUUUUAAACCUAUUUCAGGGGCGCUGCUAUCUUUUGAUCUUGGAGAUAGGGGAGGGGGUAACUUUCUGAAAUUUUUCGGCCAGAAUCAUUAUCAAAACAAUACAACAGUAAUAGUCGAAAUAGUUAUAGUCAAAAACCGUGAAUUAAUAUAGUGUGUACGCUACAUACGGUACACGUAGGGCCUACAUAUAGCCUGUUAUUCAUUGCGGUUUUUUCCACUAUUGACUAAUAGUGCAAGAUAAGUUUCCUGUGCGAAAUGCGCAUAAUGACAUACCAGACGAGGUGAUAUACAAAGGAGUAUGUUUUCCCCAAAAAUAUCUGGCCGAAUGCAAUAAAGGGAAAAUUUAAGCAGCAGAUAGGCAGGCAGAUAAAGUUACACAAAGUCCCCAAUAGGGGUCUCUCACAUCCCACAGUACCUCGAAAUAGUUCACGCUUGUACGAGGAAUAUAUUUAGUGCGGAAUCUGACACGACCCAGAACCAUAGGAUUUUCUAAAAUUUCAAAAGCAAUGUCCAAAACUGCCUCGUAACAUUCGUGAAAAUCAUUAUCAGAUCAGCAUUAGUGUGAUAACACAAGUGGCGGCGCAUGGUGGCAAGCAGUGUCAUUAUUCUCCAGGCCACGUAAGUACUCCGCCCAAGAUGUCGAUUUCAGUUUGGCAAAAAGUGCAGAAAACUUUGAAUCUUUGUCAGGAAUGUAAGUUCUGAGUACACGGUCCAUUAUUUUCAGCUUGUACCUUCACCAAAGUUUCUCAUGAAAAUA